AUGUCAAAUAUGAUUGGCCACAAUGGAUAUUAUCCAUGUUAUUAUUGUGAUAUCAAAGGAGUCCACAUUCGGAAACCACGCAAAAGACAAUAUCCAUACACACCAACUAGUAAUUGCCGCACUGUGAACUCUUUUUAUGUUCAUUCGAGAGAAGCUCGAUUGAAAAGUCAAAACAUUUUCGGUCACCUUGGUAUAUCAAUACUGGAAGAUGUACUUGAUGUUCCUCUACCACAUGGAAUAAUAAUAGAUUAUGCUCAUGUGUCAUUGUUAAGACAUUUUCGCGAUGUGAUUCGAGUUGUUGCUUCAUCACUUGCUCCCGCUGUACGUCAAAGAAUCGAUGAUUCACUAAUAAAACAAAGAUUUCCUCAUUUUUUUCAUCAACUAAAAAAUUUACUUCUGUAUGGAUUUAUACCGCAUUUUAUGAAUUAUUUAACAACUGAUCAAUUAUCUUUUAUAUCAUUAUUUACAAUUGGUAUUCGUCUUCUUCAUGCGGAUAGUGUUUUCAAUCAUACUACAAGUGUCACGGCAAAUAAUUUAUUCCGUCAAUAUUAUGCCGAUCAUCAUAAAUAUUAG
This is a messenger RNA of Rotaria socialis, 573 nucleotides long. NCBI's taxonomy places the organism in Eukaryota, Metazoa, Rotifera, Eurotatoria, Philodinida, Philodinidae. The record is from the annotation of a GenBank genome assembly.